UCGUGCAAGCGCCAAAGCAUUCACUCACCGAAGUUUCACGCACUACAAAAGAUCGCCUUAGGACGUACUUUUAAAAUUUACUUUUGCUAAAGAAUUGAGAAAAGGUAAAUAAAAUGCCUAAAGCAAGAAAAGAUCCUAACAAACCUAAAGGUGCGAAAACUUCCUUCAUUAUAUUUGGAGAAAAAACGCGAGCAGAUCGUUUAGAAAAAGGAGAAACAAUCCCAACACAAACAGAAUUUGCAAAGGAAUUAGGCAAUCUAUGGAAAGAAAUGAGUAAAGAAGAAAAAAAACCAUACCUUGAUCUAGCUGCUGAAGACAAAAAGCGUUUCCAAAAAGAAAUGGAGGGAUAUAAUCCUCCCAGUGACAGUGAAUCAGACGACGAAGACAAAGAACCAAAGAAAAAAAAGAAAAGAGCAAAGAAAGAUCCUAAUGCCCCUAAAAGAAAUGUGUCAGCUUAUUUUCAUUUUGCUUCUGCGAUUAGGCCAAAAUUAAAAGCUGAUAAUCCUACACUUGGUGUAACAGAACUUGCUAAGAUGAUCGGAGAGCGAUGGCAAAAAUUAACAGAUUCAGACAAGAAGCCUUAUGAAAAUUUAGCUGCUAAAGAUAGAGAUAGGUAUCAACGAGAACUCUCUGAAUACAAUUCAUAAAUAACGAUUAUUUUAAUUUUGAGGUGUAUAUAGGACUAUGCUUUGUUCUAGACCACUGUGGGUGAAUAUUGUGGAUAAACUGUUACAAUGUUCAAUUUUAUUACCUAUUAGCAAUGUUAAUUGUUAUUAUAUAUCACUGUUGUCUAUGUUUUAUGUUUUUGAAUGUAAAAUACUGGGCAGCUUUUAUAAAACUAAAAAUUCAGAGAAAUAUUUUUUAAGUUCAUGGAACUACAAAUUUAUGUAGUUCAUUCUCCAAUAUUAAUUAUUUAUCUUAGCUAUAAAUUCACUAGUCUCGUAUAUAUAUAUAUAUAUAUAUAUAUAUAUAUAUAUAUAUAUAUAUAUAUAUAUAUAUAUAUAUAUAUAUAUAUAUAUAUAUAUAUAUAUAUAUUGAUGAGUUAAUAUAGAAUUUUUCUUUUUCUCUUUAAAAUAAUAUUAGUCGCAGUUUUGUUGUGGAUUUAUUAUAUUGUUUUAUUGUGAAAACUGGAAUCUUAUAUUUAUUUAUAAGUUUGUAUAUAAAUGACCAUCAAAAUGUUUGAGUGGUUCUGUAUCAUUCGUGUUAGAUAAAUGAGAGAUUUUAAAUAACUUUAAAA
Messenger RNA from Hydra vulgaris (swiftwater hydra), 1237 nucleotides. Its product is annotated as high mobility group-T protein-like. NCBI's taxonomy places the organism in Eukaryota, Metazoa, Cnidaria, Hydrozoa, Anthoathecata, Hydridae. The record is from RefSeq and is a predicted model, not a curated record. Gene Ontology annotation, molecular function: DNA binding, bending.